AUUCGAAUACGCACAAAAAGGGAAACAUCAACCGAAUUGAAUGUAUUGGCAUGUAAUGCUAAAUCAAAUUUAAAUACAAGAAUUAAAGACCAUGAAAACUUGAAAAAGCUACGAGAUGAAAUUCAAACAGGAAUAGUUCAUCAAGACUGGCUCCAUGAUGUAGCUAAUGUUAUUACUGACACGCAGUACAAUGCACUCAAAAACGAGUCGUCUUUAAUUAGAUGGUUAAAAGUUGAAUCAUUAACACAACAAGUCACUAUACAACAAAACUUUAGGGAAAAUAUUUACGAUGAAGAUGAUUUUGAUUAUUUCGAUGACGAGGAAAAUUGGUAUGAUGAUCUAAGUGUUGAUUAUGACGAAGAGGGAACACAGACAAUGGAAAAACUUCUACUGAUACAUUUUGACUUCGAUAAACUGAAAAUGAUAAUUUCUUCAAAUAUUGUAUUUAGCAAAGAGAAAACGCAAUGCAAGCAAUGGUUUUGGGAUCGAUACAAUGAGAACGAAAAAUAUUUUCUCAUUAAACAAAUAGAAGAGAAACUCUGUUGUACACAAGCAAUGUCAGUUGAGGAAGCAUGUUCUGUGUCAAAUAUAUGGUGUAUCAAUAAUCCAAAAAAAUGGCAGUUGUAUAAAUACUGGAUUGAACAGUCUCUCAUUCCCAUCAACAAAGAAAUAAAACAUUGUGAGGAAAGCUACCAAAUAUCCCAAGGACGUUAUGAGGAGAUUCAACAUAUAGCUGAUAUUAAAAUAUUGAAGAGAGCAAAACUUGUAGCAUGUACAAUAACUAGAGCGGCAAGAGAUAUAGAAUUACUCAAAGGCGUUUUUCCAAGCAUUGUUCUCAUUGAAGAAGCUGCUGAAAUCCCAGAACAUCACGUAGUGGCAUGUUUGACAUCUUCAUGCCAGCAACUUAUUAUGAUUGGCGACCACCAACAAUUGCGUCCGUCUUACAACGAUUAUAAAACUGCACGAGAGCAUAAAAUAAAUAUAUCCCUUUUUGAAAGACUUAUUAGUGGACGUGUUCCUUAUACCCGAUUAGAAUAUCAACAUAGAAUGAGACCAACGAUAUCCAAGCUUUUAGUGCCUCACAUUUAUCGUACUUUGCAAGACGACCAAAGUGUGUUUGAAUAUGAAAACGUUAAAGGAAUUCACUGUAAUGUCUUCUUUUUAUCGCAUUUUGAGUUUGAAGACCAGGAGCAUGAAGAACUUUCAAGAAGUCACAAGAACGAGUUCGAAGCAAUGUUCAUUUGUAAAUUGUACAGAUAUCUCAGAAUGCAAGGAUAUCCUUCUUCUAAAAUAACUGUACUGUCAACAUACUCAGAUCAGGUUCGGCUACUUUGCAACAUGAUCAAGAUUGAAGACAAAAACAUUUCAAGAAAGGAUGAGGUCGUUAAUUGUCCAGGAAUUCUAAGUCGGGACGACGAACCAUCCGUAAGAAUUACAACAGUAGAUAAUUUUCAAGGAGAAGAAAAUGAUAUAAUAUUAUUAUCGCUUGUAAGACGUAAUAUGGAAAACGAAAUAGGCUAUUUAUCCGAGGCAAAUAGAGUUUGCGUUGCUCUAUCAAGGGCAAAAAUAGGACUUUAUGUGGUAGGCAAUUUUGAACUUUUAAGAUCGAGAUCAGAACUGUGGAAAAACAUUGUCAAUGAUGCUGAAAAAAGACAAUCUUUUGGCUCCAAGCUAAUUUUAACUUGUCAAAAACACAAGAAUUCAACAUAUGUUUCUAAGCCAGACGACUUUGAUUUAGUUACAGAUGGCGGAUGUCAAAAACCUUGCGAAAUCAAGAGACAAUGUGGGCACUUCUGUUUAAGAAAAUGUCAUGUUGAUGAUCCAGAUCACGAAGGCAUGUGUCCAAAACAAUGCCACAGACAAGUAUGCGAAAUGGGACAUUAGGUGCAUAAAACCAUGCCAUUAUCCAAACUCGUGUGAGAAAUGUAAUGAAAUCGUAGAAAAAACAAUUCCAAAAUGUCAACAUAGAAAACGUAUGCCUUGUCAUAAAGAUCCACAGUCUGCAUCAUGCGAUGAACAAUGCCAAGUUAUCAUACCAUGUGGCCAUCGUUGUAAGAAACAUUGUACAGAUCCUUGUAAUACCGAAGAUGACUGCAAGCAAUUGAUAAA
Messenger RNA from Mytilus californianus (California mussel), 2109 nucleotides. RefSeq names its product NFX1-type zinc finger-containing protein 1-like. Gene Ontology annotation, biological process: regulatory ncRNA-mediated heterochromatin formation. Gene Ontology annotation, molecular function: helicase activity. Lineage: Eukaryota; Metazoa; Mollusca; Bivalvia; Mytilida; Mytilidae. Bases 376 to 1884 code for a protein of 502 amino acids. The record is from RefSeq and is a predicted model, not a curated record. The transcript has a single exon. Gene Ontology annotation, cellular component: nuclear RNA-directed RNA polymerase complex.